Messenger RNA from Pygocentrus nattereri (red-bellied piranha), 4711 nucleotides. RefSeq names its product nicotinamide nucleotide transhydrogenase (gene nnt). The record is from RefSeq and is a predicted model, not a curated record. Gene Ontology annotation, cellular component: mitochondrial inner membrane. NCBI's taxonomy places the organism in Eukaryota, Metazoa, Chordata, Actinopteri, Characiformes, Serrasalmidae. Gene Ontology annotation, molecular function: NADP binding; NAD binding. The coding region runs from base 1 to 3249 and encodes 1082 amino acids. The transcript has 21 exons. Gene Ontology annotation, biological process: proton transmembrane transport; NADPH regeneration.
AUGGCGAGUCUUCUGCGCGUGGUUGCCAGCAGCUGCUCCAGCCCCCUCUUCAGCGGGGUCACCAAGCUGCAGAGUGUCCGGACUGCGAAAACGCCAUGUGUGCGGUUCUUUAGGACCCAUCGAGCCCUCACUCGAGCUGCUAGCCCAGGCAUUCCUUACAAACAGCUGACAGUUGGUGUUCCCAAGGAGAUCUUUGAGAAUGAGCUUCGUGUGGCACUCUCGCCGGCGGGAGUGGACGCUCUCAUCAAACAGGGUUUUAAUGUUGUGGUGGAGUCUGGAGCUGGAGAGGCUGCCAAGUUUACAGACGAGAUGUACUCUAAAGCUGGAGCCACGGUGCAGGAUGUCAGAGGUGCUCUGGCAUCUGACAUUGUGUUGAAGGUUCGUGCCCCGAUGCUGAACCCAAUUUUGGGUGUCCAUGAGACGGAGCUGAUGAAGGAAGGAGCAACGCUGGUGAGCUUUAUCUAUCCUGCUCAGAAUCCUGAGCUGAUGGCACAGCUGUCUGACCGUAAGGCCACCGUGUUGGCCAUGGAUCAGGUGCCCCGUGUUACCAUCGCCCAGGGUUAUGAUGCUCUCAGCUCUAUGGCCAACAUCGCUGGCUAUAAAGCCGUGGUCCUGGCAGCUAACCACUUUGGUCGCUUCUUCACUGGACAGAUCACUGCUGCAGGAAAGGUCCCCCCUGCUAAGGUGCUGAUCAUUGGAGGUGGUGUGGCUGGACUGGCUGCUGCGGGCACUGCCAGGGCUAUGGGUGCCAUCGUCAGAGGCUUUGACACGAGAGCUGCAGCCCUGGAGCAGUUUAAAUCUCUUGGAGCUGAGCCGCUAGAGGUGGACGUGAAGGAGUCUGGAGAAGGCCAGGGUGGCUACGCUAAGGAGAUGUCCAAGGAGUUCAUUGAGGCAGAGAUGAAGCUGUUUGCCAAGCAGUGUUUGGACGUCGACAUCCUCAUCAGUACUGCCCUCAUCCCUGGUCGUAGGGCUCCGGUCCUCAUCACUAGGGAGAUGGUGGAGACCAUGAAAGAUGGCUCCGUGGUGGUAGAUCUGGCUGCAGAGGCAGGGGGCAACAUCGAGACCACUGUUCCUGGACAGCUCAGCGUUCACAAAGGCGUGACCCAUGUUGGUUACACAGAUCUGCCUAGUCGUCUUCCGACUCAGUCCAGCACCCUGUACUCCAACAACAUUGUCAAACUCAUCCGUGCCAUCAGCCCAGACAAGGAGAACUUCCAGUAUGAUGUCAAAGACGUCUUUGACUACGGCACAAUGGACCAUGUCAUUCGUGGUUCAGUCGUCAUGCAGGAUGGAAAGGUGCUUUUCCCAGCACCACAGCCGAUAAACAUCCCUGUGGCAGCACCUCCCAAACCCAAGUCUGUCCAGGAGCUGGAGAAGGAAAAGGCUGCUGCCGUCUCCCCGUUCAGAUCCACUCUCACCACUGCUGGAGUCUACUCAGGAGGUCUGGCCACGUUGAUGGGGCUCGGGCUUUCAGCCCCCAACGCUGCUUUUACUCAGAUGGUGACUACCUUUGGCUUGGCAGGAAUUGUGGGAUACCAUACAGUAUGGGGUGUUACUCCUGCCCUCCACUCUCCUCUCAUGUCAGUCACAAACGCCAUCUCUGGUUUGACUGCUGUCGGUGGACUCUCGCUGAUGGGAGGAGGAUACCUUCCAUCCAGCACUGCAGAAAGCUUGGCGGUGCUUGCUGCGUUCAUCUCCUCUGUCAACAUUGCAGGUGGUUUCCUGGUCACUCAGCGGAUGUUGGACAUGUUCAAGCGGCCCACGGAUCCCCCGGAGUAUAACUACCUAUACCUCCUCCCAGCUGGUGUGUUUGUGGGAGGCUAUGGAGCAGUGCUAAACAGUGGCUACAACAUUGAGCAGAUGAUGUACCUGGGCUCUGGACUGUGCUGUGUUGGUGCUCUGGGUGGCCUGUCAACCCAGUCCACUGCACGCCUGGGGAAUGCUCUUGGUAUGAUUGGUGUGGCUGGUGGCAUAGCUGCCACUCUUGGGGUCCUGAAGCCCACUCCUGAGCUUCUGGGCCAGAUGACUGCAGCUAUGGCAGUGGGUGGCACCGCUGGUUUAGCCAUUGCCAAGAAAAUCCAGAUUUCGGACCUGCCGCAGCUGGUGGCUGCAUUCCACAGCUUGGUCGGUCUGGCUGCUGUGCUCACCUGUGUGGCUGAGUACAUGGUGGAAUACCCCCAUUUUGCCACAGACCCUGCAGCCAAUCUCACAAAGAUUGUAGCCUACUUGGGCACUUACAUCGGUGGUGUUACCUUCAGUGGGUCUCUGGUUGCAUACGGCAAACUGCAAGGUGUCCUGAACUCUGCCCCCCUUCUUCUCCCUGGCCGCCAUGCUCUGAAUGCUGGCCUCAUGGCUGCCAGCGUGGGGGGCAUUAUCCCAUACAUGCUUGACCCCAGCUACACUAUGGGCCUCACCUGCCUGGGCUCUGUUUCUGCCCUGUCUGCUGUCAUGGGAGUGACCCUGACGGCAGCCAUUGGUGGAGCAGACAUGCCUGUGGUGAUCACCGUUCUGAACAGCUACUCAGGCUGGGCUCUGUGUGCUGAGGGCUUCUUGCUUAACAACAACCUACUAACCAUUGUGGGAGCCCUGAUCGGCUCAUCUGGAGCCAUCCUCUCUUACAUCAUGUGUGUGGCCAUGAACCGCUCCCUGGCCAACGUCAUCCUGGGGGGUUACGGCACCUCCUCCACCGGCACAGGCAAGCCCAUGGAGAUCACGGGCACCCACACUGAGGUCAACGUGGAUCAGAGCAUAGAGAUGAUCAAGGAGGCCCAGAACAUCAUUAUUGUUCCAGGUUAUGGUCUGUGUGCUGCUAAGGCUCAGUAUCCUAUUGCUGAUCUGGUCAAGUCUCUGACUGAACAGGGCAAGAAUGUCAGGUUUGGCAUCCACCCUGUAGCUGGACGCAUGCCCGGACAACUAAACGUGCUGUUGGCUGAGGCUGGCGUGCCAUACGAUGUUGUUCUGGAGAUGGAUGAGAUCAACCAUGAUUUCCCCGAGACUGACCUGGUUUUGGUCAUCGGAGCCAAUGAUACAGUAAACUCAGCUGCUCAGGAAGACCCCAACUCCAUCAUUGCUGGCAUGCCAGUGCUGGAAGUCUGGAAAUCCAAACAGGUCAUCGUGAUGAAGAGAUCACUGGGAGUGGGCUAUGCUGCGGUGGACAACCCAAUCUUCUACAAGCCAAACACAGCUAUGCUUUUAGGAGACGCCAAGAAGACGUGCGAUGCUCUGUCUGCUAAAGUGCGUGAAGGCUAAUGACUACAAUUGCAGCUCCGGCCCUCCAGGAGGGGGAAGAAUCACUGCACCCCGAGUGUGCGCACUGAACAAACCUUUAGACAUAAGGUAGCAUUCGUAUUGUCCCGCUCCUCGCCACAUUCUCUGUACUCCUUGUUUUAAUUUUAUGAAUCAGUUAUUUGGUUGUAGAGUUAGUACAUUGUUAUGCAGUAUUUGCUUUAACGGCAUUAUGUUUGACUUCUGGACCUGCGUAACUAAAUUAAGCUAAAAAGGAAGGAAUAGCAUUACAGCAACCCAUUAAUAGGACCUUAGCGUAUCUUGUCUAAGUUUUUUUUUUUUUUUUUUUAAAUAGACUUUUAUAUAAAAUUAGGCACUUUUUUUUUUCUCUUAGGCAACUGAUAGUCUUUAGGUAAUCUAGUGUAAUGCGGUUGCAGUUUAAGCCAUAGAAAGUACCAGACAUUUGCAGAAAAUGCUUUUUUGUUUUGGAGGAAAAACCAUGUACAUCCGUGUGACCAACCUGUGGAGAUGUGCCAUUGGUAUGUGUGCAAGAUAGAACAGUUGGAUGUUGAUGGCCAUUUUUUCCACUCCGUGUAAACCUGUUCUUACCUCGUAAGGCCUCAUUCCUUUGAAGGAUCAGUGCUGAUAUGAAGUAAAGGCCACCUAAUUACAAGUGACACGUUGUUCUAGAGGGAUCAAAAAUGACUAUGAAGAAAUGCAAACAAGACAAAUGUCAAAAUGAAACUUAGUUUCUUACCAUGCUUUCAGAUCUCCUCACAGCACUGCCCUUUGCAUUACUUGGCAGUCAUUAAUAUACAACUUACUGGGACUUACAUGAUGAAACCUACUUGAUGAAAUACAAAUUUAUGAUGAAGAAUAUGGCACACCAUGACAACGAUCCUACCUCUUGAGUUUUAAACCUGACCAAACGAUCUGUCUUGGUUCCCUCCAAGGACUAUAGCAUAUUUCUCAAAUCUUCUGCUAAUAUGUGACUUGAGCUGCAGCAGCAUAGAAAGGCCUGUUUGUGGGUUGACAUUAUUAACAGGUCAGGUUAUGCAUUAAUGAAUUGGACCAGUGCUCUAGAAGAAGUAUAUUUAAUGCCACUUUUUGUCAUUUCAAUUUUUUUUUUCUUUUAAAUUCACUGUAAAAAUAAGGCAAGAAUAUAUAAGCAAUAAAACAGUUACAUUGCAAGAAAAAAUAAACCUACUGGUUGUAUGGGUGAAGAUGAACUUUUGUAUCACCCCCACCACUCCUCAAUACUUCUGGACUUUUCUAGUAUAUAGAUGUGCCCUUGCUUGUUUAGAAAUGUUGACUCUUUUAAACAUUAUCUAGCACAAAAAGAUGUGAGGGAAAGGGAACAAGUAUUCAGACAUUUCAUCGUACCAUGGUUAGGAGAUAAAUGAGUUAAUGACAUACUGUGAAGUGUUUCUCUCUCCAGUUUAUCAUGGAACAUCACUCUUAAUAAACAUCCAGAUAUGAAAACUGA